Messenger RNA from Pipistrellus nathusii (Nathusius's pipistrelle), 321 nucleotides. The record is from the annotation of a GenBank genome assembly. NCBI's taxonomy places the organism in Eukaryota, Metazoa, Chordata, Mammalia, Chiroptera, Vespertilionidae.
AUGUGGCCGUCAGCUUGUCUGUCCUUGAGGUUGCUGCAGAGUCACCUGUGCGCAAAGGUGGUGACUGGCUGCGACGUUCUCUUCUCAUGCACGACACCCCUGGGCACUGGGCUGGGUGCAGCUCUGGCAGAGUCAGCUGGCCCACGGCACCAGCUGGCCCAGUCUGCACUGGAGGGCAGGGCAGCUGGCACCUUUCUCUGUAUCACCUUCUUGGAAAUCCUGUCCCAGGAGCUGGCCACUUCUGAGCAGAAGAUCCUCAAGGUCGUUCUGCUUCUAUCCUGCUUUGCCCUACUGACUGGCCUACUCUUCAUCCAAGUCUAG